Bipolaris zeicola 26-R-13 is the source of this 513-nucleotide messenger RNA. RefSeq lists its product as uncharacterized. Gene Ontology annotation, molecular function: molybdopterin synthase activity. The transcript has a single exon. Gene Ontology annotation, biological process: Mo-molybdopterin cofactor biosynthetic process. The record is from RefSeq and is a predicted model, not a curated record. NCBI's taxonomy places the organism in Eukaryota, Fungi, Ascomycota, Dothideomycetes, Pleosporales, Pleosporaceae. Gene Ontology annotation, cellular component: cytosol. The coding region runs from base 1 to 513 and encodes 170 amino acids.
AUGUCAACCACAGAAUCCCAGUCCUACACCCCUGACAUACCCUCGGAGCCUGUCACCAAAACCACCGACAACAUCCAUGUAGAGCUUACUCCCCACGACCUCGACUCUCUCGCCGCCACGCGCUUUGUCCGCUCUCCAUCUGCAGGUGCGACUGUGCUCUUCAUAGGCACAACGCGCGACUCCUUCAACGACCAGCCUGUCUCGUCAUUAUCCUAUACGUCAUACGCGCCCCUCGCCAUCUCGACCCUGUUCAAGAUUGGUACCUCUAUACUUGCCAAGCACUCUUGUACCAAGAUCGCCAUCAUCCACAAACUAGGCGAAUGCCCAAUUGGUGAGGAAAGUAUCGUGAUUGCUGUCUCCGCCCCACAUCGCCAAGCGGCGUGGAGGGCCGGCGAAGAGGCGCUCGAAGAGACAAAGGAUAGAGCAGAAAUAUGGAAGCUAGAAAGAUUUGAAGGUGGUGAAGGUGUUUGGAGAGCAAACCGAGACGGCCAAAAGGGUGUCAAAGUGGGAUAG